GUCAUGUAAGUCACGUCAAAAAGUUGCAAUUUCUUCAAUUACUGACAUCAGAGCAUUUUCGAUAGGUUUUCUGCAUUUUUUAAAUAAGUAUAUACUUUUUUAGAAUAUUUAUAACUACAUAUGGCGAGAUUAAGUGACGAGUACUAUGAACGAAAAUGUUUCCUGAAAACCGGAACGGUUCCGACGCAAACCGUGAUGAAGCAGCGAAUGACGCCGGCUCUCGCUAAGGUAUACUUCAACUCCAUGAGGCCCAAGUUGAAGGUGUUAGCGGGGCUCGCACCGCCCAUGAAGGGCGGCGGCAGCGACUGGUUCGUGCCUCCCAAGGAGCUCCUCAAGGGUAGGGCCGUCAUGAAACCUAUGAAAAAAGAGUACCUUUCCAAACUAGGGUUCGACGGCAUCGCUCAUUUCGGCGAGAAAAUUGUAGAAGACCACAAUAGAAAAAAGGCAGAGUACAGACGUAAGAAACUUCAGGAAAAUGACGACUAUUGGAAGAAUGCGAUUGACGCCAAAUGUCGCGAAGAAAGGGAGGAAUGUGAAUGCAUGGCCGCUCUCCAUAACACAAACAAGAUUGAGCUUGCAUUCCAUCAGUUUUGUUUUAUGUACAGCACGUCUCUCAGUAAUCUAGACGACUUGCUUUUUAACGCCGCCAUUAAAGACAUCAAGAGAGUGAGAGCCGAGACUCUCAAGCACAUGCAGUUACUCUACGAGCAAAUGCUGAAGCAACAAGCUACAACUCUUUACGAUUUUUAUGAAGAUAAACUAUUCAAGGAAAAAGAAAGGCUUAAAUCACAAUUUUUAUGCGACCUCGAGGAAGCCCGGCUACAAAUGUCCAAGGAAUUGCAUGAUAUCAACGUCGAGAAGCACUUGGCCAUAGAAAAGUUGAGACAUCUUCUUGAAUGCCAAAAUUUAGCUUGUCAAGUGUACGUAGCAUUAAAAGAGCGAGAAGAAUGUGCGAAAGAAAUUGAAGAGUCGAAGAAAAAGCAUAAAAAAGAAGUGAAACUUCUGAAAGACCAAAUAGCUUUGAAAGAUUUCGAGAUUAAACUAGAAACUGAGAAAGCAAAAAAGCGUAAGGAAUUUCAAAAUGUAUGGUACAAAAAAAUAUGCGAAGUGGUGAAGAAGUUUCAGUUAUUCGUGUCUUAUAGUUUGAACGAGUUGCCGGAAUACGCAGACUUCUUUAUUAACACGGAGAAACUACUGUUAUUACAAUUCAGUGAAGUUAUGGAAAAUCCAGAUCACGAGUCCAUUUUUGAAUUUGACAAAACUCAAUCCUUUCAUACUCCGAUACCGCGGCCGCAUCCCUACUUUCUCUUCUGCGAUAGAGGUUACCGACCCCAGGUGGAUCAGGAGCUCUGCCCCAAACACUGCACGUCGAGCGCCUCUCAGUUCCCGGUGAUAGUAGUAAACAAGAGAUGCAUUUACGCCGCCUGCGAUAAUUUCAAAAUGUUUUCUGACAAAGUGACUGAAUACGUUAGCGGGAAACGAGGUGAUGAUGAUGAUUUCGAAGAUGACCAAGAUUAUACUUACACUUUUCCAAUCAAGCACACACCGUCCGAUCAGAUCCAGCAUCUGAAGUUGGAGAGCUCAAUGCUUCAACUUUUGCAAAACGAGUGGGUGAAUGUGAGGAAACUCCCGCUCCAAUGUUGCGGUUGCGGAGUGCCGUAUUGUUUCUGUAGCAGCAUGGACGCGGCGGUGCCGGUCGAACCAAAACCCAGCACUCCAUCAUCACACACCCUGGAGUCAAUGUCGUCUGGUAAUAAAAUAACUACGCGUAUAGUGGAACUGGAACACGAACGUGAGCCCAAAUGGGAGAGUUUUAUGAAGUACGUUAAGACUAAAAAAUGUAAUUGUUCUAAAAUGGUCAAAAAGCAUUUGGAGGAGCAUCUGCCUCCGUACAUGAGGCAGAUGUCGGCAUACGAAGCGCCAGACUUGCCGCACUACGAGAUGUGCGAUUUGGAGACGUUGAAGAAGAUGGUGAAACAGGCGCGGGGCAAGCGGACGCCGCCUUCGGCGUCGGAGCCGCCAGAGCCGAGGACGAGGGACGUUGGGAUUCAGUUCUCGGAUCUCAACUUCGACUAUCUUUGUACUUGUUUAUCUGAAGAUGAAGCUGAUAAAUUUCUCCAGGUGUUUAUAAAGGGUUCUCAGAUGUACGAUUCAAGUUUAGCUCAGAGACAAUUCAGAGUGAUGAGCGGGUCUUUGACCCCGUCAUAUAUGGACGCGCCAUCGCCUUCGUUCGCCACCAGGAGAGCGUACUCGUUGAGAGACCUGCUGGAUGGCUCGCCUGAACUGGAGAUGAUAUUUAAGAAAACAGAUUGUAAGUUCGAUGAUUAGAAUGUGGUUUUUAUAUUAGCUUUAUUAAAAUAAUGUUUGAA
Messenger RNA from Plodia interpunctella (Indianmeal moth), 2369 nucleotides. RefSeq lists its product as uncharacterized. The transcript has a single exon. Bases 121 to 2328 code for a protein of 735 amino acids. Lineage: Eukaryota; Metazoa; Arthropoda; Insecta; Lepidoptera; Pyralidae. The record is from RefSeq and is a predicted model, not a curated record.